Carassius gibelio (silver crucian carp) is the source of this 858-nucleotide messenger RNA. Its product is annotated as glutamate receptor ionotropic, kainate 1-like. Gene Ontology annotation, molecular function: transmitter-gated monoatomic ion channel activity involved in regulation of postsynaptic membrane potential; kainate selective glutamate receptor activity. The record is from RefSeq and is a predicted model, not a curated record. Gene Ontology annotation, cellular component: presynaptic membrane; postsynaptic membrane; kainate selective glutamate receptor complex. Gene Ontology annotation, biological process: modulation of chemical synaptic transmission; monoatomic ion transport; synaptic transmission, glutamatergic. Lineage: Eukaryota; Metazoa; Chordata; Actinopteri; Cypriniformes; Cyprinidae. The transcript has 6 exons. The coding region runs from base 1 to 858 and encodes 285 amino acids.
AUGAACACUGUAGUGAUCAUAUCAAUUGGAACACAGUUCAUGCACAUAGCUCUCUUCCAUCAAGCUGGUUAUCUGAAUCAGGCUCAAUGGGAUGGUUUGACAGGACGGAUAGUCCUUAACAAGACUGAUGGUCUGCGGAAAGAGUUCAACUUAGACCUCAUCAGCCUCAAGGAGGAUGGCACAGCGAAGAUUGGAGUGUGGAACUCUUACACCGGCCUCAACCUGACUGAGAUGAUAGACAGCAAAAACAUCACAGACUCUCUGGCUAACAGAACACUUAUCGUCACCACAAUCCUGGAAAACCCUUACGUUAUGUAUAAGAAGUCUGACAAGGUGCUCUAUGGGAACGAUCGCUUUGAGGGUUACUGUCUAGACCUGCUAAAGGAGCUCUCCAACAUCCUAGGAUUCACGUAUGAAGUCAAGCUGGUUUCCGAUGGGAAAUAUGGAGCUCAGAAUGACAAAGGCGAAUGGAACGGCAUGGUGCGGGAACUAAUCGAUCAUAUAGCUGACCUGGCUGUGGCUCCACUAACUAUCACUUAUGUCAGAGAGAAAGUUAUUGACUUCUCCAAACCCUUCAUGACCCUGGGCAUCAGCAUACUGUACCGCAAACCAAAUGGCACCAAUCCAGGUGUCUUCUCCUUCCUCAACCCUCUCACCCCGGAUAUUUGGAUGUAUGUGCUGCUGGCCUGUCUUGGAGUGAGCUGUGUGCUCUUUGUUAUAGCCAGGUUUACGCCGUAUGAAUGGUAUAACCCUCACCCCUGCAACUCCUCUUCUGAAGUGAUUGAGAACAACUUCACACUGUUGAAUAGUUUAUGGUUUGGUGUUGCGGCUCUAAUGCGUCAAGGUAUGUCACACUAA